Messenger RNA from Gaeumannomyces tritici R3-111a-1, 510 nucleotides. RefSeq lists its product as hypothetical. Bases 220 to 510 code for a protein of 96 amino acids. The transcript has a single exon. NCBI's taxonomy places the organism in Eukaryota, Fungi, Ascomycota, Sordariomycetes, Magnaporthales, Magnaporthaceae. The record is from RefSeq and is a predicted model, not a curated record.
UUUGAACGGAUGGAUUGGCUGAGGAGUGGCCCACUCGUCGCCAAACCCCGAGAAACAGCGCCUUUGGAGGGCCGCCUCUUGGAGGAUUAUCAAGGCCGGUCCCAGGUUCCAACAUCUCACCAUAUCACACACCCACCCCCCGCCGUCCCCGGCACAGCACCCCAGGCCUGACUGCCUGCCCCGAAAGGAAGUUGUGUCCGCUCAUCUAAAUACCCGCUGAUGCCUGGCCCCGACGUCGAUACCUCCUUGAUUUGUAUCCAAUAUUGCCUCGCUGCAGGACCCGAUAGGGUGAGCCUGCCCGCCAUCCGUCAGCUGUUGGUGCGGGGUCGCUGCAGAGCCCGUGGCCGGCCGACGGCUGCCGUGGGGGUGGGUGCUGUCUGUCCAAGACCUAACUGGCAUGAUGGCGGUGGGCCUCGCAAUCGAGACGAUGUUGCUAUCGCCGCCGCCGUCUUGGGCCAUCAACGGACGGGACAGGCACACAAACAACAGACACACGGACAACAGGCAUGA